AUGAUUUUUGGUGACAAUUAUACUGAAUGGAAGGAGAAAGUCCUUCUCACUUUAGGGUUCUCGGAUCUGGACCUGGAACUCCGUGUGGAUGAACCAUCUAUUCCCACGGAAUCAUGUACGCCAGCAGCUAAUGUUGAUUAUGAGCGGUGGAAGAAUUUAAUACUCAUUAAAGCCCAUAUAAGCCAAAGCAUUAGGGGUUCUAUCCCUAAUAGAAAUAAGUUCAAAGCUUACAUUAAGGUAAUUGAUGAACAAUUUAUAAGCUCUAACAAGGCAUUAACCAGCACCCUUAUGAAGAGGCUCUCAAGUAUGACUUUUGACAGAAGUCGUACAGUGCGUGAGCACAUUAUGGACAUGAGAGACAAUGCUGCUAAACUCAACUCUCUUAAGGUUGAUAUGUCUGAACCAUUUCUUGUGCAUUUCAUUCUCAUCUCUCUUCCUGUGGAAUAUGGUCCGUUCAAUAUUUAUUACAACACACACAAAGAUAAAUGGUCAAUCAAUAAACUCUUGACUAUGUGUGUUCAAGAAGAAAAGAGGUUGAAGCAUGGGACACCUGAAAGUGUUAAUUUGGUGACUCUUGGUAAGAGAAAUGCAAAGAAGGACAAAAGUGUUCCCACGAAGAAAAAAAGCACUUUUGACAAAGAUGCUUGUCGUUUCUGUAAGAAGAAGGGACACUGGAAGAAGGAUUUGAAAUACAAGAAAUGGCUUGAGAAGAAACGUGAUCACGCCCAACUAAAGUCCUAA
This is a messenger RNA of Nicotiana tabacum (common tobacco), 741 nucleotides long. RefSeq lists its product as uncharacterized. Gene Ontology annotation, molecular function: zinc ion binding; nucleic acid binding. The record is from RefSeq and is a predicted model, not a curated record. Lineage: Eukaryota; Viridiplantae; Streptophyta; Magnoliopsida; Solanales; Solanaceae.